Molecule: messenger RNA, 12355 nt
Organism: Coregonus sp. 'balchen'
Lineage: Eukaryota; Metazoa; Chordata; Actinopteri; Salmoniformes; Salmonidae
Source: the annotation of a GenBank genome assembly
AUGUCAUUGUUGUCAAAAUGUGUAAUUCUAUAGACUCUUACAUAAGCGGAUCUAUAACUGAAAAUCACUGACUCCAAUCACGUUUAACCAACCCCUCUAUUCCCAUCUAGGAAAACAUAGAGCUUGCAUUAGAUGACAUAGAGUCCAGUACCUCAAUGUCUGUAGCAGCUAUAGACCAAGCAUCAACCCAAGCGCUGGUAAGGAGAAUCUCUCUGUGCCUCUUUUGAAUGUACAGUAUCAGGAGUGGACUUUAUCUUGGAUUUCAUCAUGUUGUGAGCAUCAAGUGGGGUUAAACACAGUCCUUACUCUAUCUCUUCUUUGCCAAUGAUAGGGCUUCCCCUAAUUCAAAUUGAGUCUUGAACUUUUUGACUCUGUCAGACAAAUGACUGUGUGUAAGCCAUGUCAGGCUUAUUACCUCCAUCCAAUUAACUUGGCUUUUGAUUGUUUGUUUGUUUGUUUUUAUUUAGGUUUUAUCCUAGCAGUUUAGUUUUUGGAAUUCAUCCCACAUCAUCAAAGAUAUUAAUUGCAGUCAGUUUGAUUCCUUUCCCCCUCAAUGAGUUGAGAGCCUUUUUCAGUCAGGGUUGGCUUCUCAGAGCAAAGCCAUCCAAUUCAGUUUAUUUAUGAGACGACUCUGCAUGGCACGCGCUCUUAACCGAAGUGUGUUGCAUUGAUGUGUAUUGGCCUGCGAAAGUGACAUUAACAAGAAUUAGAUCAAAGUGAAUGAGGAUGGGGUUCACAGGAAUUUAUUGAAAAGUAGAGACGAAAGUAAAUAACUGUUUGUGUGUGUGCGUGGGUUUGCGUGUGUGUGCUUGUGUGUUUGUGUGUAUGUGAUUGAAUGAGUGCACAAGGGCACGCAGGACCAAACACAGCUGUAAGUCGGACAAACAAACAAACAGCAUUGAACCAGCGGCAGACUUAUUGGAAACCAGCUCAAACUCCAAGAAAAGAACAAGAGAGCUAUAGACCUAGAUGUGGAGUGCCUGAAAAAAUGCCAUAUUAGAAUCCAAGUUAUAUCCACAGGUCAUUCACAUCCAGCUUGCAGUGUCAAAACAUCUGUAAGGGUAUAGGAUCGUUCUGAAUAAGACGUUCUUAUUUCUCAUCUCUCUCUGAAAAGGAUCUGGAGAUAUACCUGACUUGGCAAUUAAUUAGUUGACUGCUACUAGAGAAACCAACACAGUACAACAGAUCUGCAGUGCUUCUAGCAGUUAAAUAAUUAAAUUGGCAAAUAAUUAAAAAAGGCUUUAGCUUCAGUAGCUUGUUCUUGUGAAGUAGCCUUGCCUGCACCUCCCUCCAGCCACAAAGAGAUUUAAUGAGUCCACCAAAGAGGUGUCUACACUCUCACAUAGACUAAUACCACCAUUCAUUAUCAAAGUGGACUGUCAGAGAGCAAGGUUUCAAAAUGCUCCACUGCCCAGGAGUUUAUUUGAAUACCAGCUCUAUAAUGAGGAAGCCAUGGACAGACUCAUCUCUCUUAUAGCUUUCUACUUCCCAAAACAUUGUGAUUGCCUUUACAAAAUGACUUGUUUUGUUACAGAAAUGUACAACAGAGAUGUUGAAUCAUAUUAGGCCGUUUGAACACAGUGCUGGUGCAUAAUUAAGAGUUUCUACAAAUGUCACAGCAAAGCAGGUGUAAUGUUAUGGCAACACUGGGCCAGGGCUAAAGGCUGUGUUGUGACAUUUAAACGAGGAGUAAAACAUAAUAAUUGGAGACUAGGUUGCUUUAUUGGUUUUGGAGAGUGUUGCUGUGUAUGGAGUUAACAGUGUCGUGAAUGGAUGGAUGAGAGGAGCUGUUGAUGACUGGUGGAGUGGAGAUGGGUGAGCGUCUCUGUGCUGUUGUGGUCUAAUGUGUGUGUCUGAGGUGCUUGUGAAAGCUGCACCUGCAUGUUGGACUGAGCUGUGGCCCUAAGCUUUCUGCACAGCUACUUCACUUGUGUUUGUGUUAGACUCAAGUGAUAGAUCCCCACCUCUCUAACCUGUGUGUGUUUCUGCGGUGGUCCCAGGUGCGCACCCUGGCGAGGACAGAUGAGGCUCGAGGUCUGCUGUGGCUGAUGGAGGAGGAGGCUGUGCAGCCAGGGGGCUCUGAGGACACUCUGCUGGAGAGACUCUUCAGUUACUAUGGCCCCGACCAGGGGGACAACAAGGGACACGCCCUACUCCUGAAGAGCGACAAGCCACGUCAUUUCCUGUUGGGCCACAGCCACGGGACGGACUGGGUGGAGUACGAUGCUCAGGGUUGGCUGAGCCACGCCAAGCAGAACCCCGCCUCCCAGAACGCUGCCACUCUGCUGCAGGACUCACAGAAGUACGCAUUUAAUUCACUGAUUGUUCUCCAAAGUAGCACUUUACAAAGAAAAUAUACUUACCUAUUUGUCUGUCUCUCUCUCUCUCUCUCUCUCUCUCUCGCUCUCUCUCUCUGUCUCUCUCUCUCUAACAGGAAAAACAUCAGCAGUCUGUUCUCUAGUCGUAGUGGAGGGCCCACAGUGCUGUCUGGCUCCAUCGCAGGGCUGGAGGGGGGAUCUCAGCUGGCCCUCCGCAGAGCCACUAGCAUGAGGAAGACCUUCACAACCGGCAUGGCCGCCGUCAAGAAGAAGAGCCUCUGCAUCCAGAUCAAACUGCAAGUGGUGAGUGUAUGACAAUUAAGCGUUAUACAAAUAAAACUAUAUAUAAAAAAAAGAUAUACCGUAUUUUCCGCACUAUAAGGCGCACCGGAGUAUAAGCCGCAGCAGCUAAAUUGAAUGAUAUUGAAUGAUGUGUACAUAUAUAAGCCGCACUGGACUAUAAGCCGCAGGUGUUUUAAUGUUUAAUUACCAUAUGUAAGGGUUCGUGCACAGAGGGGAUUGUCGGGAAAGAGACAAACUGUCUCGCUCUCGUAAUGUCUGUCUGUCUUGCUCUCGUUCUGUCUCUCGUUCUGUCUCUCGUACCACUCUCGGUUCCACUUUUACUUUUGCGCGCUACCUGUCUCACUCUUUUCCGGCCUCCAGCUUUUCCUGCUGGAGCCCGCCGCUUAAAGGUGGGGGGCGCGGACCGGUCAUAGAGCCCAUAGAGUUAAAGUUGGUGGAAUGUAACCUGUAAAAUCCGUAGAUUUUGGAGGUCUUCUAGUGGCCGUUAGCUGUAAAAAAUCCAUAGAUUAGCCGCACCGUUAUAUAAGCCGCAGGGUCGAAAAAUUGGAAAAAAGGCGCGGCUUAUAGUCCGAAAAUUACGGUACAUUCAAAUGUGUACAAACUUAAGUCUUUGUUUUAAUGAAUGUGUGUUUUUGUGUGUGAGUGUAAGUGCUUUAACUCCCUGUCCUCCGUCUCUCCAGGAUGCUCUGCUGGACACGGUGCGCAGGUCCAGGGUUCACUUUGUCCACUGCCUGCUGCCCAAGGCAGAUGCGGUGGGGGUGGGUGGGGAGCCGCGCGUAGCCCAUGGAGAGAGCUGCGACUCAGGCCUCAUGCAGCUGGAUGUGGGCCUUCUGAGGGCUCAGCUCCGUGGAUCUAAGCUUAUCGACGCCCUGCGCAUCUACAGGCAAGGUAGGACUGGACACCACCCAAGUCAAGUCAAGCUGAGUCAUGGGAGGGACAUUUUCCCCAUUAAUUAUUCUUAUUGAAUUGUAUAAUUCAUCAAAAUGAUUAAAUAAAUGUUGACCUUGUUCUGUCUUUUCCAUAAAGGAUACCCUGAUCACAUGGUGUUCUCCGAGUUCCGACGGCGCUUCGACGUGCUGGCGCCCCACCUGACCAAAAAGCACGGGCGCCACUACAUUGUCACAGACGAGAAGAGGGUGAGUGUCGAGGCGUUCCCUCCACCUCGUAAACGAGUGAUAAUAUAAAGGCCUCCCUCCUUUCCUCCCUCUCUUCUCCCCCUCCCUCCCCCUCCUAGAUCUGCUCUUGUGUGUAAUUAAUUAUGAUUACACUGGCUGGCAGCAUAUGGUUGGUGUGCUGAUGAAUUACGUGCAGCACAGAGAGAUAGCUCUCUCUCUCUGUGCUUCCCUUCAUCUCUUCUUCCUCUCUCUCUGUCUUCAGUACCUACUGUAUAGUGGAAUAGUACUAAAGCUAUUAACCUACCCUACCUACUCAGAUGUGUGGUUAAAACUUAGGAAUCUAGUAAAAAUAUUUUCAGAUGUAGAAAUAUGAAAUAUGUUCAAUAUCUACUGAUGUAGCUGGAAUUGAAGAAAUGGAAUAGACAGUCUCUUGGCUGAAAUGUGUUAUUUUCAUUGUUGUGUAAGGAGGUUGUGUUUUUGAAGUAGAGCAGUUAAAGAGGCCCUCUCUGUCACAGCUAAAACAUACAGUGAGCUAUGGAAGCGUUAAAGAGGAAACAAGACUCCUUGGAGACAUGCUUAGGAAGAAUAGCCUGCUCAGAAAUAAUUAAUGGACAAAAAGGUACUUCAUUCUCUGGGGAUAGACAGACCGAGAGGGAGAGAGUGAGGAGAGACAGAAAGAGAAAGAGAGGGAGAUACAGCUCAGCUGGUAGAGCACGGCGCUUGUAACGCCAAGGUAGUGGGUUCGAUCCCCGGGACCACCCAUACACAAAAAUGUAUGCACGCAUGACUGUAAGUCGCUUUGGAUAAAAGCGUCUGCUAAAUGGCAUAUUAUUAUUAUUAUUAUUAUUAUUAUUAUUAUUAUUAUUAUUAUUAUACAGUGCCUUGCAAAAGUAUUCAUCCCCCUUGGCGUUUUUCCUAUUUUGUUGCAUUACAACCUGUAAUUUAAAUGGAUUUUUAUUUGGAUUUCAUGUAAUGGACAUACACAAAAUAGUCCAAAUUGGUGAAGUGAAAUUAAAAAUAUAACUUGUUUCAAGAAAUUCUAAAAAAUAAAUAACGGAAAAGUGGUGCGUGCAUAUGUAUUCACCCCCUUUGCUACGAAGCCCCUAAAUAAGAUCUGGUGCAACCAAUUACCUUCAGAGGUCACAUAAUUACAUUUACAUUUAAGUCAUUUAGGAGACACUCUUAUCCAGAGCGACUUACAGUUAGUGAGUGCAUACAUUAUAUAUACAGUGGGGAGAACAAGUAUUUGAUACACUGCCGAUUUUGCAGGUUUUCCUACUUACAAAGCAUGUAGAGGUCUGUAAUUUUUAUCAUAGGUACAAUUCAACUGUGAGAGACGGAAUCUAAAACCAAAAUCCAGGAAAUCACAUUUUAUGAUUUUUAAGUAAUUAAUUUGCAUUUUAUUGCAUGACAUAAGUAUUUGAUCACCUACCAACCAGUAAGAAUUCCGGCUCUCACAGACCUGUUAGUUUUUCUUUAAGAAGCCCUCCUGUUCUCCACUCAUUACCUGUAUUAACUGCACCUGUUUGAACUCGUUACCUGUAUAAAAGACACCUGUCCACACACUCAAUCAAACAGACUCCAACCUCUCCACAAUGGCCAAGACCAGAGAGCUGUGUAAGGACAUCAGGGAUAAAAUUGUAGACCUGCACAAGGCUGGGAUGGGCUACAGGACAAUAGGCAAGCAGCUUGGUGAGAAGGCAACAACUGUUGGCGCAAUUAUUAGAAAAUGGAAGAAGUUCAAGAUGACGGUCAAUCACCCUCGGUCUGGGGCUCCAUGCAAGAUCUCACCUCGUGGGGCAUCAAUGAUCCUGAGGAAGGUGAGGGAUCAGCCCAGAACUACACGGCAGGACCUGGUCAAUGACCUGAAGAGAGCUGGGACCACAGUCUCAAAGAAAACCAUUAGUAACACACUAUGCCGUCAUGGAUUAAAAUCCUGCAGCGCACGCAAGGUCCCCCUGCUCAAGCCAGCGCAUGUCCAGGCCCGUCUGAAGUUUGCCAAUGACCAUCUGGAUGAUCCAGAGGAGGAAUGGGAGAAGGUCAUGUGGUCUGAUGAGACAAAAAUAGAGCUUUUUGGUCUAAACUCCACUCGCCGUGUUUGGAGGAAGAAGAAGGAUGAGUACAACCCCAAGAACACCAUCCCAACCGUGAAGCAUGGAGGUGGAAACAUCAUUCUUUGGGAAUGCUUUUCUGCAAAGGGGACAGGACGACUGCACCGUAUUGAGGGGAGGAUGGAUGGGGCCAUGUAUCGCGAGAUCUUGGCCAACAACCUCCUUCCCUCAGUAAAAGCAAUGAAUAUGGGUCGUGGCUGGGUCUUCCAACAUGACAACGACCCGAAACACACAGCCAGGGCAACUAAGGAGUGGCUCCGUAAGAAGCAUCUCAAGGUCCUGGAGUGGCCUAGCCAGUCUCCAGACCUGAACCCAAUAGAAAAUCUUUGGAGGGAGCUGAAAGUCCUUAUUGCCCAGCGACAGCCCCGAAACCUGAAGGAUCUGGAGGUCUGUAUGGAGGAGUGGGCCAAAAUCCCUGCUGAAGUGUGUGGCAAACCUGGUCAAGACCUACAGGAAACGUAUGAUCUCUGUAAUUGCAAACAAAGGUUUCUGUACCAAAUAUUAAGUUCUGCUUUUCUGAUGUAUCAAAUACUUAUGUCAUGCAAUAAAAUGCAAAGGAAUUACUUAAAAAUCUUACAAUGUGAUUUUCUGGAUACUUGUUCUCCCCACUGUGUAUAUAUAUAUAUAUAUAUAUAUAUAUAUAUAUAUAUAUAUAUAUAUAUAUAUAUAUAUAUAUAUAUAUAUCGUACCCACAACCCUGGCAUUGCAAACGCCAUGCUCUACCAACUGAGCUACAUCCCUGCCGGCCAUUCCCUCCCCUACCCUGGACGAAGCUGGGCCAAUUGUGCGCCGCCCCAUGGGUCUCCCGGUCGCGGCCGGCUACGACAGAGCCUGGAUUCGAACCAGGAUCUCUAGUGGCACAGCUAGCACUGCGAUGCAGUGCCUUAGACCACUGCGCCACUCGGGAUUAGUUAAAUAAAGUUAAUUAGUAAAUUAAUAAAAUUAGUUAAAUAAAGUCCACCUGUGUGCAAUCUAAGUGUCACAUGAUCUGUCACAUGAUCUCAGUAUAUAUACACCUGUUCUGAAAGGCCCCAGAGUCUGCAACACCACUAAGCAAGGAGCACCACCAAGCAUGCGGCACCAUGAAGACCAAGGAGCUCUCCAAACAGGUCAGGGACGAAGUUGUGGAGAAGUACAGAACAGGGUUGGGUUAUAGAAAAAUAUCCGAAACGUUGAACAUCCCACGGAGCACCAUUAAAUCCAUUAUUAAAAAAUGGAAAGAAUAUGGCAUCACAAUAAACCUGCCAAGAGAGGGCCGCCCACCAAAACUCACAGACCAGGCAAGGAGGACAUUAAUCAGAGAGGCAACAAAGAGACCAAAGAUAACCCUGAAGGAGCUGCAAAGCUCCACAGCGGAGAUUGGAGUAUCUGUCCAUAGGACCACUUUAAGCCAUACACUCCACAGAGCUGGGCUUUACAGAAGAGUGGCCAGAAAAAAGCCAUUGCUUAAAGAAAAAACGAAGCAAACACGUUUGGUGUUCGCCAAAAGGCAUGUGGGAGACUCCCCAAACAUAUGGAAGAAGGUACUCUGGUCAGAUGAGACUAAAAUUGAGCUUUUUGGCCAUCAAGGAAAACGCUAUGUCUGGCGCAAACCCAACACUUCUCAUCACCCUGAGAACACCAUCCCCACAGUGAAGCAUGGUGGUGGCAGCAUCAUGCUGUGGGGAUGUUUUUCAUAGGCAGGGACUGGGAAACUGGUCAGAAUUGAAGGAAUGAUAGAUGGUGCUAAAUACAGGGAAAUUCUUGAGGGAAACCUGUUUCAGUCUUCCAGAGAUUUGAGACUGGGACGGAGGUUCACCUUCCAGCAGGACAAUGACCCUAAGCAUACUGCUAAAGCAGCACUCGAGUGGUUUAAGGGGAAAUAUUUAAAUGUCUUGGAAUGGCGUAGUCAAAGCCCAGACCUCAAUCCAGUUGAGAAUAUGUGGUAUGACUUAAAGAUAGCUGUACACCAGCGGAACCCAUCCAACUUGAAGGAGCUGGAGCAGUUUUGCCUUGAAGAAUGGGCAAAAAUCCCAGUGGCUAGAUGUGCCAAGCUUAUAGAGACAUACCCCAAGAGACUUGCAGCUGUAAUUGCUGCAAAAGGUGGCUCUACAAAGUAUUGACUUUGGGGGGUGAAUAGUUAUGCACGCUCAAGUUUUCUUAUUUCUUGUUUGUUUCCCAAAAAAAAAUGUUUUGCAUCUUCAAAGUGGUAGGCAUGUUGUGUAAAUCAAAUGAUACAACCCCCCCAAAAAUCCAUUUUAAUUCCAGGUUGUAAGGCAACAAAAUAGGAAAAAUGCCAAGGAGGGUGAAUACUUUCGCAAGCCACUGUAUAGAGAACUCAAACAAAGCCUCUCUCUCAGAGCUGGAAGCAUGUCUGUCACUUCCUCUUAGCUUGGGCUGUGUUACUGUGGCUGUGUUACUGUAGCUGUGUUACUGUAGCUGUGUUACUGUAGCUGUGUUACUGUGGCUGUGUUACUGUAGCUGUGUUACUGUAGCUGUGUUACUGUAGCUGUGUUACUGUAGCUGUAGUGACUUCAUCCUCCACUGAGCCUGUUUACCUACCAAACCCAGUACUCCUGCUGAUAUCCUCUCUGCAAAAAGUCCUUUAAGUAACUGUCCACUGUCCACUUUUAAAAGUUCAUAUAAUGUGGUUGACUCAUCCUAUACUCAUAUUUGUGGCCAGAGCAUAAAUAAAUAAAAUACUAUUGUUUUUAAACACCUCAUACAGACUGUUUAAAAAAUGCUUGCUGUUUCCUCAGAGAGGAUGAUGUCAUCCUCCUGAGGAGGAUGAGCUGGCCAAUCAGUGGGCUACUCGUAUGAAUACUUUUAAUGACCAUGUUGGGAAGAGAACACAGAAAAGCUGCUUUUUAACAUACUUCAUUAAGUUUUUUUUAAAAUAAAACUAUUUCACUCAUAUUAUAAUUCAUUAUUGGUCAUAUUUCAUAGAAAUCUGGAAACACUGGACAGUUACUUUUAAAACAGCUAAUUCUAUUCAACUCAACUCCCACCCUCCCCCUUGAGGCUCCAGCUAUCUUCCAACUUCACUUUGUACUCAAACUUUAAAGACCCUCCUCCUCCUCUCCAGUGACUGAUUUAGAGACAGUACACAGUCCAUAUUUAGACCAUUAGUGACCUGAAUCAAAUCAAAUCAAAUGUUAUUUGUCACAUGCUCCGAAUACAACAGGUGUAGACCUUACCGUGAAAUGCUUACUUACAAGCCCUUACCCAACAAUGCAGUUUUAAGAAAAUAGAAUUAAGAAAAUAUUUACAAAAUAAACUAAAGUAAAAAAAUUAAAUAAAGUUACACAAUAAAAUAACAAUAAUGAGGCUAUAUACAAGGAGUAACGGUACCGAGUCAAUUUGCGGGGGUACAGGCUAGUCGAGGUAAUUUGUACAUGUAGGUAGGGGUAAAGUGACUAUGCGUAGAUAAUAAACAGCAAGUAGCAGCAGUGUAAAAACAAAGAGACAUGGAGGUUACAGAUAGCUAGCUAGCUUGGUGCCUUAGCUGUAGCUUUGUUCGCUUGGUUGUUUUGGUCUGUGGUCUCCUGUUGUAUAGGCUGAUGUUAGGGGAGCGUGCCUGUUGCUAUGACGCUGUGUGCAGUCCUUUGGGGUGACGACAGAGGGGAGCUGACUUUACCAGAGCACUGUCUGUCUGUUUGUCCAUUGCUGUUGAUCUCUUCAUUGAUCUGUCUGUCUGUCCAUCUGUUUGUUUCAGGCUGUGGAGGAGCUGUUGGAGUCUCUGGACUUGGAGAACAGCAGUUACCACAUGGGCCUGAGCAGGGUAAGUAACACACAGACACAGACAGACACUCUGCAUCUCAAAACACAAAUUGUCUAUGUCUCAAAAGUUAAGAGAACAACUCACAUUAGGAGAGAAUAUGUAAACUAAUAAUGAACUAUGUAUAAACCAUUAAUAAAUUAUUCGUAAAAGUGUAAUGACUACAGGUGACACUAUGACAAUAGGUGUGAAGGCUUAGCACAAUCUAAAUUAGGCCCUAGGUGUUCUGUCUCUGCCUGGGAGGCACAGCUGUUUACCCAGCAUGCCCUUCUCUCUGGAAUCAUGGGUGGUUCCAUGCUGGGUCCCUGGGCUGGCAGCCUUUGUCUGUUAGUUGGCGGUUGGCAACACUGGGAGACAAUUACCCCCCCCCCCCCCCCCCCCCACACACACACACACACACACACACACACACACACACUGAUCAGGCUUGACUUUAAGUUGGGCCGGGGGAAAGGUUGCUCCACAGUUCUUCUGCUUCUUCAGAAGAAAAGAAGUCUGGCUUUCUCUUUGUUGUUUUCCCUCCUGUUGCCCCCUGUAGCCAUUGAUUUUGGCAGGCGAUAGCUCUCUUUGUUUGUGGCGCUUCGCCGUGGCACGCCGAUAACCCUCCACAAACACCAAUCAGCACAGUGAGAUUCAAUCCUUUCAGAUGCAAAAGAGAAAAUCCAAAGGAAAUGACAGGCUGAUAAAUUGCUAAUUAGCGGAGGAGGCUUUUUCAGAAUGUCUCCGGAAUAGAGGACAGCGGGAAGUAUUGUUCUGAAGUAAACAGUAGGAAAAGGGUGUUUAGGGAAGUUUGACAUUGGCAAUGUGUGUGCGUGUGUGUGCGUGCCUUCCCAUCUCUCGUCAUGCUGAGAAAAAUGGACGAGAGGCUGCGGUUACUGACAAAACAACAAGCCCCAAGUGAUCUCAGUCGACCUUUAGAGUUGCAUUCAGAGACAAAGAGGUCCAAUAUGUUCCCCAUGUUCCUUCACCCACGCUGACACUCAUUGCUAUGCAGAAGGUCAUCCCGCUCUGGGGGAAGGCCUGUGUGACUAGGCCUUUUACUGUGACACAUCACACAUCCCAUUGGCGUUGCUCAGCGGUUGCAUCACUAGCGGGUCGUGAUGGUGGGUGGGAAAGUCCCAGGCUGGAGAGUAUUCUCUCAGCUCCUCGUCGUGAUGUGAUAGUGUGUCUGUGUGUUCUACUCAGUCUACUGUAUAGGAAUAGGUAAAGAGAAAGGGGGAUACCUAGUCAGUUGCACGACUGAAUGCAUUCAACCGAAAUGUGUCUUCCACAUUUAACCCAACCCCUCAGAAUCAGAGAGGUGCGGGGGACUGCCUUAAUCAACAAUCCAUGUCAUCGGCUCCCAGGGAGCAGUUAGAAGUGUGCAUUAUUAAUGCAAGCAUACCAUGCAAGCUGUUGAUUUGUUAACAUGCCAUUUUGGAUCCAUUUAACUUGUAUGAUAACAGAAUGCCCGUACAGUGUAUGAUAAGUCCUCUACUACUGAAUAGAGGUAGCAAAUUCAAUCCGAUGUGCUAUUCUCUGGCGGUAAAGACAUCCCUCUCCAGUCUGACGCGUUGCCCUACGGCAGAGAAGUGUGGGUGCCGUGUGUUUUUACCGCGCCCAGCCUACUCUCUUGGCUGUACACACACUUCCCUGAGAGCUGGGCUCUGAGCUUUGAUUGUCUGUUCUGGGUAAAGUAUUUUCUCUCAUCCUGUGCUUCUGAUAGAGGAUAAUAGGUUGUUAAGGGCCCUGGAGUACUGUGUUAGACCAAUCCAGAUGCAUCAUGAUGCAAUUGCUGCAUAAGACCACCACAGCUCUCGUCUUGAGGAGCCACUUGGUGAAAUCUGAACAAAUCACUCUGUGGACUAACCAUCUCAAUUGUUUUAGAGUUGAAGAAAACACAGUGCCUCUGACAAACUGGAGAUGACGGCUAAAUCCAAGAGUAGUUUCCCCAGAAACAUCCUGUCUUUGUUAGUUUCCUUUCUGUAACCACGGCAGCCACAUGUGUUGCUAACACAAGGUAGUUUUAAUGAGGAUUUUGUGAAGUUAAGCAUAGCUCUCCCACUAACACUAUUAGCAUGCUAAUGCAAUUAGGCAGCAUUCAAAGAGUUUGAUGAGCUCUCAGCUCUGGCCUGAGAAACUGUAGGGAAGUCCACCACCAGCUCCCCACCCAAUCUCCCAGAGCAGAUCAGAGAAUGGAAAUUACUCUAAAGCGUUUGAGGUAAUCCAACUCAAUUAAACGACACCGCUGUUAACGCCAUUGAAAUGCAAAGUAAACGCAGGACGUGAUGUAGUUGAUAUGCAAUCCCUGAAUCCCCGAUGUAUGGUUGCAGAUUUCUAGGCGGAUUCCAACUCGGCAACUUUAAAUCAUGUAAAAACAAAUUAAGGUAAUUUUUCAUUUGUAUGCCACAAUGCCCCCAAACAAAUAUUCAGUUUUAUGUUUACUGUACUUCUAUUCCAUAGUAUUGUGCAACCUUGCACACAUCCAUAAACAGACACACAUGCUCCCUGUCUGACUUCAAUACAAUUCACUUUAGUGUCAUGAAUAAUCAGCAUCUAACCGUCCCUGUCUCUCUCCAGGUGUUCUUCAGAGCGGGGACCCUGGCCAAACUGGAGGAGCGGAGAGACGUCCAGACCCGACGCAACAUCACCAUGUUCCAGGCUGCCUGCAGAGGAUACCUGGCCAGACAGGCCUUCAAGAAGAGGAAGGUGAGUGAGCGCUCUCAACCCGGAAAAGUAGUUCUUACCACCCCAAAGCCCAGCUCAGAUUAG